Molecule: messenger RNA, 360 nt
Organism: Monoraphidium neglectum
Lineage: Eukaryota; Viridiplantae; Chlorophyta; Chlorophyceae; Sphaeropleales; Selenastraceae
Product: putative WRKY transcription factor 4
Exons: 3
Coding region: 1-360 (119 amino acids)
Biological process (GO): regulation of DNA-templated transcription
Molecular function (GO): DNA-binding transcription factor activity; sequence-specific DNA binding
Source: RefSeq, a predicted model, not a curated record
AUGCCGCACCCGCCUGCACACUCCCCUAGGAUCCUGCGCUCGUCUCCUGCGCACUCGCCGCGCAAGCGCCCGGCUGUCGAGGGCGCCAGCCCCGCGCCGAGCCCUAGCAAGUACAAGGGGCCCAACGGCGCCCCCAGCCCAGGGUACCGCGGCAGGGGUGGGAGCGCGAACGACGACGGCUCAUAUUGGCGCAAGUACGGCGAGAAGGCGGUGGAGGCCCAGGGCGUGACCAAGGGCUACUUCCGCUGCACUGAGCCCGGCUGCCCGGCGCGCAAGGUGAUAACCAAGGACGUCGGGACUGCCGCCAUCACCACCAUCGACUACAGGGGGGACCACAACCAUGAGCCCUUGCUAAACUAA